GUUAUUCAAUUUUAUUACUGUUUUUGACAUUUGCGGACAGUUUACGAAUGUACAAAUAAUGUAUUUUUAUAAUUUUGCUCAUUAAUGAUGUGAUAUUGAACCAAUUUGCAUUUAAUAAUGGAUUCAAAACCAAGUUUGAACUUAGUAUACGCGGCCGUGUCCGCUCUAUACAACAACCCAAACACAACUGAAAAGGAAAGAGCCUCGCAAUGGCUCGGGGAACUCCAAAAAUCCGUCCACGCAUGGACAAUCGCAGACGAAUUACUCCACCACAAACGUGAUCUGGAAUCAUGUUAUUUUGGGGCACAAACAAUGAGAACUAAAAUUCAUCACUCUUUUCACGAAUUACCAACGGAAGCCCAUGAAUCUCUGCGAAAUUCGCUCUUGGAACAUAUAAGUCAAAUUAAUGAGGACACUAACACUGUUAUUGUGACUCAAUUGUGCUUAGCUUUGGCUGAUCUGAUUCUUCAGAUGCCCACAUGGCAGCAGGCGGCUUUAGACCUGAUCAAUAGGUUUUCAACGACUAGUAUGUGGCCACUGCUGGAAAUUUUGACGGUUUUGCCCGAGGAACUGGAAAGCCGUUCCGUUAGGUUGGGUGAAAACCGGCGCGUCGUGAUGCUUGAAGACUUGAAAUCGUGCGCGGCCACCGUCAACGAAUUCCUCACCCACUGUUCGAACACAUUUGGCGGCAAUUGGCAAGAAAACGUCCAAAUCAACGUAAAAAUCCUACGUUGUUUAACUUCCUGGGUGUCAGUCGGCGCAAUCACUCUGAAUGAAAUUGCCGACAAUGUGGUAGUUUCGCGUGCUUUCUCGGUUCUAAACUACAAGCCUGAAGGUGACAAACCUCAAAGUGUCGCCGGGUCGUUACACGACGCCGCUUCUGAUUGCAUUUGCACGUUAUUGCAAUGCCUAGAGGACAACAACAAUCAGCAAAUCCUUGAAACAUACUUGUUCAACAACGUGAUUAAUUUGGAAAUUGUUUAUCACUUAUCGGUGGCGAAUGAAGAUCAAGAGAAGUCGAUUAAUUACUGUCGGAUUUUUACCGAAUUAGCUGAAUCUUUUUUGGAGAAGAUUAUCAAUAGUUGUAGCACCAAAUCGUUUCAUUAUGCGAUUAAAGUGUUGGAUUUAGUUUUGAUUUGUGUGGGACAUCACGAAUAUGAAGUUGCCGAGAUAACUUUUAAUUUAUGGUAUGUUUUGAGUGAGGAAUUGUAUCAGAAGAAUAGUAAAGAAUUGACCGAAUUAUUCCGACCUUAUGUAGAGAGGUUAAUAACGGCGUUAUGUAGACAUUGUCAAAUGGAACCAGACCAUGAGGGUUUACUCGAAGACGGUGACGAUUUUAAAGACUUCCGAUUGAAAGUUUCCGAUUUAGUAAAAGACGUUGUUUUCAUUGUCGGAAGUAGCAGUUGUUUUAGACAGAUGUUUAUGAAUUUGCAAGCACCAGGAGUCACGUGGGAUUCCAGCGAAGCCGCUUUGUUCAUAAUGCAAGCCGUCGCCAAAAAUGUCUUGCCGACCGAAAACGAAGUCGUUCCGAAAGUAGUGGAAGCUAUACUUUCCCUCCCCGAAAACACACAUAUCGCAGUUAAAUACACUUCAGUCCUGCUAUUGGGCGAGCUUUGCGAAUGGAUCGAGAAACACCCGAAUACUCUCGAUCCGAUUCUCAAUUUUUUGGUCUGUUGUUUACCUCAGGCCGGUGUUGGGGCUGCUGCUGCCAUCUCGUUGCAGAGUAUUUGUGCGACUUGCAACGACCACAUGCCGAGACAUGUUCCAGUUUUGUUGCAAUUGUUGCAGCAAGUCGAUACGUUUGCGAUUACGAAUAAUGCGGUUAUAGGAUUGGUGAAAGGCGUCGGUGCGAUCGUGGGGUGUAUGCCUCAUGCCGAGUUGACCGAUGCGAUGAGGAAGUUGUGUUCACUGCAGUUGAAUCCACUGUGUCAGCUUAUAGAGCAGGACGUGGUGCCGGUUAGGGGCACCAAGAGUGAUCCAGUGUUGUGGCUGGAUAGGCUGUCUUCGGUGCUAAGAAAUGUCAACGUUAGGCUCUAUGAAGGCCAGCCACAUCCCUGCAAGCCGGUGAUUUUGGAAGUGUGGCCCGUGCUUUCGCGCACCUUCGACAAGUACCAAAACGACCUCAGAAUAAUGGAGCGGUGUUGCCGUUCCGUCCGUUUUAUGUUGCGUUGUGUGAGUCAGCAAGUCUGUGAGCUUUUACAAAGUUUAGUCAGUCAAAUAGUCCGAAUUUAUGCGACUUAUAAACAUUCGUGUUUUCUCUACGUCGGCAGUAUAUUAGUAGAUGAAUAUGCAACAAAUCCGAAUUGCGUUCAAGGCCUGUUAGAUAUGCUGCAGGCUUUCAUUGAGCCUACAUUUCAACUUCUUCAGGAAGAAAACGGUCUGAGGAAUCAUCCCGACACCGUUGAUGAUUUUUUCAGAUUAUGUUCGCGGUUUAUGCAGAGGGCGCCAGUACCGAUUUUACAAUGCGGUGCUCUUGUGCAUAUACUACAGUGUAGCUUGAUGGCUUGUACUCUAGAUCACAAAGAAGCGAAUACGUCGGUAAUGAAAUUUUUCUAUGAUCUGAUUAAUACAGGAAAGUGUGGGAAAAAUCAAAUUGACUUCGAACAAAGAAAAGUUCUCGUUACUAGUAUUUUAAAUGAAUACGGACAACAAUUAGUGACUAAUUUGCUUCACGCUUGUGUUUUUUAUUUACAUUCGUAUAUGUUGAGUGAGGUCGCGGAUGUUUUUGUCGAAUUGUUAGAGUUUGAUAGAGAAGCGGCAAGAAAAUGGUUGGCGAAUGGUUUAGAUACGUUACCUAAGGAAAGUAACGGCGGAAUUAUGUCAGCCACUCCUCAGCAACUGAAUGAUAUACAUGCAUCAAUGACUAGGUCAGACACGUCAAAAUCAGUUACACAUGCUCUAAAAGAUUUGACAAGAUUUUAUCGUUAAUACUUUAUAAUUAUAGUACUAUUUUGAAAUAUACGUAUGUACUUUCAGUGCUUUGUGA
Molecule: messenger RNA, 2986 nt
Organism: Tribolium madens (black flour beetle)
Lineage: Eukaryota; Metazoa; Arthropoda; Insecta; Coleoptera; Tenebrionidae
Product: transportin-3
Exons: 6
Coding region: 118-2928 (936 amino acids)
Biological process (GO): protein import into nucleus
Cellular component (GO): cytoplasm; nuclear membrane
Molecular function (GO): small GTPase binding
Source: RefSeq, a predicted model, not a curated record